Molecule: messenger RNA, 1842 nt
Organism: Diaporthe batatas
Lineage: Eukaryota; Fungi; Ascomycota; Sordariomycetes; Diaporthales; Diaporthaceae
Exons: 2
Coding region: 512-1219 (235 amino acids)
Biological process (GO): endosome transport via multivesicular body sorting pathway; protein transport; late endosome to vacuole transport
Cellular component (GO): ESCRT III complex; multivesicular body
Source: RefSeq, a predicted model, not a curated record
GAUACGGUGAGGACUCACAGGCCACUGUUGCUUGGAAAUGAUGUCUUGUUACUCUGCCAAUCUGCCUGGCAAGCCUGUAGUACAAGUCCCACGAAAAGAUACGGCAUGCAUCGCAACCGGGACCAUCAUACCAAAUCCUCCCUGCAUGCUAAUAAGCCCAGGCCUCGUCACCUCCCAAGCCUUCCAAGGCCAAGACUACUCCGUACUUGGGGAUCAAUCAACGCCAGGCUGCCAGAUCGCUGGCCGCCCUUAGCCCUGCCAGCACGCGGGCGCUAACAGAGCCGCAACCGAACGGCCAUGAGUCCAUGCCCGUCUGCCCUGGCUGCUCACGUAAUUCCCCUGUCCGCCAAAAGUUGACCCACCCGCCGGGCACUACGUCAACUCUCCCCCGUCGACCGCCGUCUAACAAACGUGCGGCUGCACCGUUAUCCCAAGCCUGACAACCGCCAUCCCUAGAAUAUUGCUGCCGCAGCACGCCCCCUGUACCCCCUUUGCCGACCAGUCUCCAGACAUGGACACGUUAAGAGGCCUCUUCGCUAAGCCAGAUCCCUCGGCACAAGUACGGAAAUGUAACAUGCUCCUCCGCCAGAACAUGCGCAAGCUCGACCGCGACAUCGCCCAGUCCAAGCAGCUCGAGGUCAAGGCCAAGAACCUCAUCGUGCAGGCCGACAAGCGCGCCCAGAAGGACCCAUCGCGCAGGAAACAAGCCGAGAAGGAUGCGCGCGACUUUGCCCGCGAGCUCAUCCGUGCCCGCAAGUCGUCUGCCCGCCUGGUCACCUCCAAGGCCCAGCUCAAUUCUGUACAGAUGCAGGUAAACGAGGCCUUUGCCGUGCGCAAGAUUGAGGGGUCAAUCCGCGCGUCGGUUGGUAUUAUGAAGGACGUCAACACCCUCAUCAGGCUGCCCGAGCUGGCCGGAACCAUGCGGGACCUGAGCGUCGAGCUGAUGAAGGCCGGCGUGAUCGAGGAGAUGGUCGAGGAGACCCUGCCCGAGGACGACACCCUGCUGGGCGAGGACGAGGAGGCAGAGGGCGAGGUCGACAAGGUCCUGGGCGAGAUCCUGAAGGGCAAGAUGGACAAGACGGGCCAGCUGCCCAGCGCCCCGCCGCAGAAGAUCGAGGAGCCCGCCCAGCCCGCAGCCGCCGUCGAGGAGGAUGACGAGGAGGACAUGGAGGCCACCAUGGACCAGAUGAGGAACAGGCUAGAGGCCUUGAGGAGCUAGACAGCAUGGUCCGCUUCUUUCAGCGCUGGCGCGAGAGCGCACACGGUUUGACAAGGUCAUCUGCACGGAGUACGGAGUUUGGGCUGCGGGUUUUGGUCUGCCAUACAGACCAAAACUCAUUGGAUCGGGUUCACUGCCACGGCUGGAAUGAUCGGCGGCGUGGUCGGGGGUAGCCAGUGCUUUUCAAGACUUUAUUCGUCCACAUCAAACCAUCUGAACUGAACAUGUUUGCUGUGGCUCUCGUGAGCUGAAGACACCACAAGGCAGUAGAUAGGGUACAGGCUCGACUGCGGCUGACUUUUCCCGAGGGGUUUGGAUAUAAUCAACAUCAAAUGCGCGGGAGGUACGUCUCCUAAAGAGUGAUUGAGUAUGGUGUUCAGCAUUCAUGAUUUGUCAGAGGGCGUCACGACUAUAACAGCGGAACUGAAAGGCAACGAACCAGCUUCUGUCGCCGGUGGAUAUCAGCAAUGGCAACAGGAGAUGUUCUGCCAGGCACAAGCAGCGCGAUCUUGAUUACCAGCCUACAAUUGGCCCAUCAUCAAUCCCCGGUAGACCGCGGUUGCCUUGAUCGCAGUCUCAAGAACGUAAAGGCUCAGCCAGCUGUAUGCUGCCUUAUGCGGCGC